Molecule: messenger RNA, 1451 nt
Organism: Aphanomyces invadans
Lineage: Eukaryota; Oomycota; Saprolegniomycetes; Saprolegniales; Verrucalvaceae
Exons: 6
Coding region: 47-1351 (434 amino acids)
Biological process (GO): cyclic threonylcarbamoyladenosine biosynthetic process
Molecular function (GO): tRNA threonylcarbamoyladenosine dehydratase activity; ubiquitin-like modifier activating enzyme activity
Source: RefSeq, a predicted model, not a curated record
GCGACGCCGACGGUAUUGCGACUGGUGUGCAUUUUCCAUUGGCAUCAUGAAAACUCCGAGCGGGAUGUCGGUCGUGGAGGUGGCCGCUGUGUUUACGCUCGGUGUGGUGACCGCCGCCGUGGGGCAGUACCUCCUGGCGCAGCAACAACCACGGCGCGCUGCGAAGCCCCUGGCCACGCCGUCGGCACCACAACCCGUUGCUGCAACCUCAGCGGACGCUGCGCUGUCCACCGAGCAGUUCAGCCGCAUCUGUUCGUUUUUUGGAGAAGAAGGGUUUGAGAAAAUCCAAAAUGCGUUUGUGAUUGUGAUUGGUCUUGGCGGCGUUGGGUCACACGCCGCCCACAUGCUGGCGCGGUCGGGUGUCCGCCAUCUGCGCCUCAUUGACUUUGACAACGUUACGCUGUCGUCGUUGAACCGCCACGCCGUCGCCACCCGCGCCGACGUCGGCCUCUCUAAAGCACAAGUGCUCAAGCAACGACUGCUGGAAAUCGUUCCUCAGGCCAACAUCGAAGCCGUGCCCGUCAUGUUCGAAGACGCUGUGGCCGAUGAACUCCUCGCCGGCAACCCCACAUACGUGCUGGAUUGCAUCGACGAUGUCACGACCAAGGUGGCGCUGCUGACAGCCGCCAGCGCCAAAUCUCUCAAGGUCAUCACAGCGACGAGCGCUGGGGCGAAAGCCGACCCGACUCGCAUUCACAUUGGCACUCUCCACGACUCCGUUCGCGACAACCUGGCAACGAAGAUCCGUUAUUUCCUCAAGAAGAAGGGUGUCGACGCGUCAACCAUUACGACCGUGUACUCGAGCGAGAAGAGCCGAUGCAAGCUCCUCCCGCUCGACUCGGACCAAGUCGAUAACCCGAACCAGUUUGGCAACGUCGAAAACUUUCGGAUUCGCGUGAUUCCAGUCCUCGGCACGAUGCCGGCGAUGUUUGGUCAGUCCAUGGCGGCGUUUGUGCUGACAGAGAUCGCGGGGUCACCGAUCACGCCUGAAAACGUGGCAAAGCUCGGGCGCGACCAGCGCAACAAGUACUACCAGCGGCUGCAGCAGCGCGAAAAGGACGCCGGCUUCGACUCAAAGAUUGCUGUUGACAAGGACGACAUGGAUUUCAUCUACCAAGAAGUGUGGAAGGCGCGCAGCUCGGUGAGCGGCAUCCGAUGUGGCGGCUUCGACCGCAUGUUCAUGUCGCGAUGGCGCUACGAGCUGCCGCUUAGUCCGGGCAACAUUGUGAUCCUAACGACCAAGGAAAUGGCGCUCAUGGACGACAAGGGCAUCGAAGCGUUCGGUGCCGAUGUCGUCGCCCGCAUCGACGCGCGAUUGCAGUCGUUCGGGACCUGGGACGUCAGCGCUUAGAGAGACCGGUACAACGAACACCGUCGUGGCCUUUAAUUCAAAGUUGGAUUGCCGCAUCGUACACACAGUUCACGAGCACAACCAAAACACCAUUCACAAG